Molecule: messenger RNA, 1479 nt
Organism: Aegilops tauschii subsp. strangulata
Lineage: Eukaryota; Viridiplantae; Streptophyta; Magnoliopsida; Poales; Poaceae
Product: expansin-B7
Biological process (GO): sexual reproduction
Cellular component (GO): extracellular region
Source: RefSeq, a predicted model, not a curated record
AUCUGCAAUCGGCAUGAUGCUAUGCUGGCUGCAGGCAUAAAUACAUGGCGGAAGCACCUGUAAUGCAGUAUGUAUGUAUGGUUGUUGAUUUUUAAAAGCAGAGAGAAAUGCAUCCCGUGAUCACGGGUCAUGGUGUAUAGCAGCCAGUUGGGCGAGUCCCGCCGUCCGCAUGUGAACCGGCCCUGCCAUCACGGCUCCUCCUUUCUCCAUCCGCCAUCUCCGUUCAUUCAUUCCCUCGUCCUUUUCCUCCUUUUGAUUUGAUCUGGUAGACGAAGAAGAAGCUUAGCACUUGAGUUGCCGGCCUAUAAAUUCACACGCCCCCCAACUGCAUCAAGCCAUUAACCACCAGAGUACGGUAGUCAGCAACCGGCGAGAUCAGCGAGCGAGAGAUGGCACCGGCCUCCUCCUACGCCGUUGCGGUCGCACUUUUCUGCCUGCUCGCCGCCGAUGGCUGCUGCGGCUGCUUUUGGUUCCUGCCUGCCAUAUUCUGCCCUGGAUACUCCCCCACGCCUACACCCGCCCCCGCUACCCCCACCCCCAGCCCGGGCACCGGCACCGGCGGCAGCGGCACCAACGUCGACGGCGGCGGCUGGCUCGACGCCAGGGCCACCUGGUACGGCGCUCCCGGCGGCGCCGGGCCUGACGACAAUGGUGGCGCGUGCGGGUUCAAGAACGUGAACCUGCCGCCGUUCAACGCCAUGACGUCUUGCGGCAACGAGCCGCUCUUCAAGGACGGCAAGGGAUGCGGCUCGUGCUACCAGAUAAGGUGCGUGGCUCACGCAGCGUGCUCCGGCGUCCCUGAGACGGUGAUCAUCACCGACAUGAACUACUACCCGGUGGCCCGCUACCACUUCGACCUCAGCGGCACCGCCUUCGGCGCCAUGGCCAAGGACGGCCGGAACGACGAGCUCCGCCACGCCGGCAUCAUCGACAUGCAGUUCAAGAGGGUGCCGUGCCAGUACCCGGGGCUGUCGGUGACGUUCCACGUGGAGCAGGGGUCGAACCCGAACUACCUAGCGGUCCUGGUGGAGUACGAGAACGGCGACGGCGACGUGGCGCAGGUGGACCUCAUGGAGUCGCGGCCGGACAAUGGUGAGCCGACGGGGGUCUGGACGCCCAUGAGGGAGUCGUGGGGCUCCAUCUGGCGGCUGGACACGCACCGCCCGCUGCAGGGGCCCUUUUCGCUGCGGGUCACCAACGAGUCCGGCAGGUCGCUCGUCGCCGAGCAGGUCAUCCCAGCCGACUGGCAGCCCGACACGGUGUACAGCUCCCUCGUCCAGUUCGAUUGACCCCUCCCGCUCAUCCAUGGAAGGCAUCCAUGCACGUCCAUGCAUGGGUUAGUCGAGACGUCGCUUGUGACGUCCGGUGUGUGUCGUCUUCGUGUGCUAGCUACGUGUUCUCUCUCGUAGCGCAUACGUUUUUCAUGGUAUACGUGUCUCGUUCAAUAUAAUAAAGACAUUUAGAUACAUUAUAACUAAA